This is a messenger RNA of Danio aesculapii, 4632 nucleotides long. It is a transcript of the gene slc25a36a, whose product is annotated as solute carrier family 25 member 36a. The coding region runs from base 373 to 1308 and encodes 311 amino acids. Gene Ontology annotation, molecular function: pyrimidine nucleotide transmembrane transporter activity. Gene Ontology annotation, cellular component: mitochondrion. Gene Ontology annotation, biological process: pyrimidine nucleotide import into mitochondrion. The record is from RefSeq and is a predicted model, not a curated record. NCBI's taxonomy places the organism in Eukaryota, Metazoa, Chordata, Actinopteri, Cypriniformes, Danionidae. The transcript has 7 exons.
CUUCUGAAUCACAGACGCCUCCGACUCUACACGGAUCUAGCUUCACAAAAACCGCGUCCCCUGCAGCCACGACCUCGAAAUCAGAUAGCCGUCUGUGCUGUUUACAAGAAGAGAAGGGAACAAACUGAAAACAGGUCGACUGGAGGCAAAAAACAGACAGCUGCGCACAUCGGCAGCCGUUAGCGGACUUGGCUAGCCGCAUCGCCGACGCAUCUUGCCCGCGAGACGUCGGGCUGAAUAACCGUGUGCUUCAUUAUUCUCAUCCACAUAAACAAAACUGAGCCGUGCAGCAGAAUCGCAGCGGGUUCGGCGGAGCUGUCCGGCUCUUGCUCGCUCUGCAGGCCUGGGUGUGGGUGCGGAGAAUGCUAAAGGAUGAGUCAGAGGGACACCCUGGUUCAUCUGUUUGCUGGAGGCUGUGGUGGCACUGUAGGUGCAAUACUGACAUGUCCUUUGGAAGUGGUGAAGACGAGGCUGCAGUCGUCUUCUGUGACUUUUUACAUCUCUGAAGUUCAGCUCAGCACUGUGAAUGGGCCCAGCGUGGCCCGUAUGGCCCCACCAGGGCCUCUGCACUGUCUCAAGUUAAUACUGGAGAAAGAAGGUCCUCGCUCACUCUUUAGGGGGCUGGGACCAAACUUGGUGGGAGUGGCUCCAUCCAGGGCAAUAUAUUUUGCUGCCUACUCCACAGCCAAAGAGAAGCUGAACAAUGUGUUUGAUCCUGACUCUACUCAGGUGCACAUGCUGUCCGCUGGUUUAGCAGGGUUCACUGCCAUUACAGCAACCAACCCGAUCUGGCUUAUAAAGACCCGAUUGCAGCUUGAUGCCAGGAACCGUGGAGAGCGGCGCAUGAGUGCGUUUGAGUGCGUCCGGCGUGUCUAUCAGUCAGAUGGCUUACGGGGAUUCUACAGGGGCAUGUCUGCUUCUUAUGCUGGCAUAUCAGAGACUGUCAUCCACUUUGUCAUCUAUGAAAGCAUUAAACGCAAACUCAUUGAGCACAAGGCCAACUCUAACAUGGACGACGAAGAUGAAUCUGUAAAAGACGCUUCAGACUUUGUUGGAAUGAUGCUGGCUGCUGCCACAUCCAAGACUUGUGCCACGUCAAUUGCUUAUCCUCACGAGGUUAUUCGUACCAGACUACGAGAGGAGGGCAGCAAGUAUCGUUCGUUCUUCCAAACUCUAAACAUGGUGUUCCGGGAGGAGGGUUACAGAGCGCUGUACCGAGGCCUCACCACUCACCUAGUCCGACAGAUCCCUAACACUGCUAUAAUGAUGUGCACCUAUGAGCUGGUGGUCUACCUGCUCAAUGGUUAACACAUGGAGAGAGACCAGGAAAGAGAGAGGGAGAAAGACAGACAGAGAGAUGAACAAGGUGAGAAAGCGAAAGCUAGAUGGAAACCGAGAGAGAUUGUCCAAGGCUUAGACCAAAGGAAGUAGAACAAAUCCUAUAAACGCACGGUUAACCUAGACCCCCUCAAAAGGGUCUACUGGUUUCCGAGAACGAGAGGGAUUUGAGCCUGGACAGCAUUUCAAAAAAAGAAACAGACAAGCGUUUGUUCAUUUUGAAAUGUUUUAUGAGAAGGACAAUCAGAGAGGGGAAUGCUUGAAGAAAAACACAAACCUGGCAGAAGAAAUAACAAAAAAAAGCCAUUCAAAACUUGUUCUUGUCUGAGCCAUUGCUUUUUUAAAAAGAAAAAGGAAAAACGAGCCUGUUGGGAUCUGAAGUGACUUUGUAGGAAAGAAAAUAUCUAAAUAAAUAAAUAUUAAAAGAGCACAACAUGGUGUUUUUCAGAUGUGGCACAGUUAAGGGUGUUUUUCUUUUUUUUUACUUCACCGUUUCAUAAACAUGGCAUUUUUUGCCUUUCCAGCAUUGGUUGUUUCAAGCAUUCUCCUCUAGAGGUCACCUUCCACUCUUUCCAAACCUGCAGAUGGUUGUCCACGCACAAUUGUCCAUUUGCUGUCGUUGAAUUGAUGGUCACGUGACCCGUGGCCCCUCAUGUGCUUCAAACUGAAGUGUUUCUUUGUUAGGUUCAUGUUAUGUUUAACCAUACUUAUUAUUUUUUUGUGUGUGUGCGUUUUUUGAUGAUCAUACCAUUGUCCUAAUAUCAGUAUAGUAUGUAUUCGGGUUGCUAUUUUAGAAUUGGGAGACGUUGUCCUGCUUGCAUCACUGGGCCUUUUUUUUUUUUAAACUGAGAUGGUGGAGCGUUCUCGAAUUUAUCGCCACAGUUCAUUGCUGCAAAAGCCUAUACUUGAAUCCCAGGUGUCGGCGAGAGCCAGAGAUGUAUUUACCGAUUGCUAAAUGGUAGUGGCUAAUGCUAAACCGGAGCAUGUUGCCUACAAACAACAUGCAACUUUGUGGCGAUAUUAUUCGUCAAAAGGCAAUAGUCAAUUUUUUUCCACUUAAGAGUGGGAAUACAAGCUGCAGAAUUGUGUCCCGCUCUCUGGAUUCCUCUAACAGUGGCUUCUGACUGACCGUAUAUGCACUUUGUGGCCUGUUUAGGCUUGCGCAAACCUUUUUUUUGUUUUUCAGUUUGGGACAGUUUUAAUCUUAUAUUGUAAAACAUAGUGUUACUAUGUAAGCAAGACGAUGUUUUGCUGAACAGUUCCCUUUGGAAAUUCUUGUACAGUUCAGUGUACUAAACAUUUAGUGAAGGAUAUUCUUGUAUGUGUAUAUACUGUAUGUAUGCAUAUCAAAUAUCCAGUGUUCAUAACUUAAAUCCACUGAUUAUGCAGUAGUAUUAUUUGAAUGACUGCAUUUGUUCGUGUGUGUUUGAUAGAUUUAUCUCAGAAGGAUGUUUUUUUUUUCUUCUUUUUCUUUUUUUUCUUUUUUUUUUUAUAUAUUUUCUUUAAUUUUAGUUUGUCACUCCUCAUUCUGGCCCUUGACUCAUUGCUUGACAUGGAGUAAGCCCACCCACCCUUCAAACCCUCCCACAAUGUUUUCAUCUCAAUUGUUGGUUUACAUUACUGUUGUCUGUACGUUCACACCCUCCAUUUGAAGGAUCUCAAACUGUUAAUGUUAUCAACUUUUACAAUUCAGUUACCAAUACAUGGGCUUAAAGUGUUAGUUUGCUCCAAAAUAAACAUUUGUCAUCGUUAUGUAAUCGCCUUCACAUCAUUCCAAACUCCUUAAUUCAUCUUUAAAACAAAAAUGAAGAUAUUUAUUCAAAUCUAAAGGAGAUUUCUUUAAAAGAAUGCCUAAUGCCACAAAUGUUCUUAAGGGAUGUAAAUAAUAAGAGAUAAAAAAAAAGGAAUCCUAAUGAAUUGAGUGGUUUAAGUCUACUGAAGAGACAUGUUUGCUUUAUACAAUCAACAGAUUUAUUAAUUAGGCUUUUUUUCAUAUAAACAUUGAUCAGUGAACAAAAAACUCAGUCACACCUGCUUGAUGUGCAAGAACAAAUGCCAAUGGUUGUUGUACAUCAAGCAAGCAAACUUUGUUUCUUUGCCAAAUAAAAGGGUUGACAUUAUUAUUAUUAUUAUUAUUAUUAUUAUUAUUAAUAGUAAUAAUAAUAAUAAUCAAUACUUUGAUUUGAUGUGUUUAUUCAUAUGAAGAUGAUUGAAUUCGGUGAGUUUGGAAUGACAGAAGAGAAAAUGACAGAAUAUUGGGGUGAAAUAACAGUUUAAAAUGAUAAUAUGAGCCAAUUAUAUAAAGCCUCAUGCUGAUCGAUCCCAUGCAGAGUCUUUAGUGGUCCUGUAACAUUUUUAAUAGUAUCAGUAUUUUUUCUAGGAGCAAAAAAUAAAACAAAAACAUGGUUUUGUUAGAUUCCAUCGUUCAGAAGCAAAAGUGAUGUGCAUUUUGGCAUUGUGUUUUCGUACAUUUGGAUGUCUUUUCUGUCCAGUUUGAGUCCAUUUGAAAUCACCAGUAUCUGUAAUGCUGCAGAUUACGCUCUGGAACACUUUAAUGCUCAUCAAAACACUUUAAUUUUCAUUACUGAUGAUUAUACACACAACAUCAAAUAUUAUGCAAUUAGAGCCGGACUCCUCACAGCUAACAUGAUCUCGUCCAGCAAAUAUUGCUUUAAUUAAUGAACAAAAAGCUUUUUUGUUUUUAGAAACAAAGAUAUCCUUAAAAAAAAAGUUUGAGUGUUGUUGACGGAGGAGUAAAAUGAGUGCGUAGAUACUCGUGUUUAAAUUAAAGAAGUAAUGCCCUGUUAAAAAAGUGAUCUCUUGUAAACGUAAAUGAAUGACGCUCUUAAGUUUGCUUUCAACAAAUGCACUUGUAACUUCACAGUCUCUCAGAGACUUUAAUGGCAUUAUGAAGAUACUCAAACAAACAAAAAAGGCAUUUUCAGAAAGCGAUGUUAGAAUAUUCAGACAGACUUGAGCAUUCAGUUAACUGAGCCCAACUGUUUGACAGAAGUAUUGAACAUAACGGAUUAAUCAUUUCAUAAUCUUCAUUUCACGUUCAGUGGCAUAUUCGGCAGUUUUCAUGUGUGGUUGUCUGUAUUACGCAGUCUAACAUGACCAACACUAACAUUUUUGUUUUGUUUGUCAACACCUGUUAUUUUCUUUUUGUUUUUGACUUUUUGUUUAGUUUUAUUAAUUGUUUUUUUUUUUUGAGUAAAUGUGGCCUAUUUUUGCUGGUUAUGUGAUCAUACCUCUUUUUGUACAAACUGUCAAUAAAAAAUGAUGAAAAACCAA